UUCACUUUUAACCCGUCCCGAAAUAUAAACAUGGCAAGUCAACAAAAAUUGAAUUUGGGACGUCUGCUGUUUAAAAGGUUACAUCGGGAGAUGCAAACAACGAUUAAUUCUAAGGAAAAAUUAGUGGACACGCCUGCAUUUCGAUACAUUGUGAGCCAGUUUAAAGAGCACCAGGUUACAAGCCAGAAGUUGUGUAAAGGUCAAAAUGAAGUGAUCAUGGUUGGACAGACCUAUCUGUGCAUGUUGGAGAGUUUGCGAAAAGCAGAGGAAUUAGCACAGAGAUACAAAACUACAGAGAGAACUGUGCAAGAGAGUGCAAACCUUGUUGGACUUCAAGUACCAAGUUCUUCAUCUGUUGACAACAAGUGAAGACAGUGUCUUAGUGAUCUUUAAGUUUAUUAAGUUGGUGCUUGAGAUGUAUGUUUCAUGUAUAUAUAUCAUUUGACUUUGUCACCAUGUGCAUUUGUUUGGAGUGAUCAUUUUAAGACAGUAUAAAUUAUGUAUUUGUGUUAAAUGACAGUCCGCCAAGGUAACUGGAUGCCAGAAUUUAUUAAAUGUAUUGAAAUAAUCAUUCAUGAUUACAAA
This is a messenger RNA of Ostrea edulis (European flat oyster), 585 nucleotides long. RefSeq names its product protein FMC1 homolog. The coding region runs from base 31 to 369 and encodes 112 amino acids. Gene Ontology annotation, cellular component: mitochondrion. The transcript has 3 exons. The record is from RefSeq and is a predicted model, not a curated record. NCBI's taxonomy places the organism in Eukaryota, Metazoa, Mollusca, Bivalvia, Ostreida, Ostreidae.